AUGUUACAGAAUCCGACGACUGUACUUCGGAAACGAGAGAAAAUCAGCGUUGCGAAAGAGAAACGAGCAGCAAAGACGAUUGCUGUCAUAAUUUUUAUAUUCUCAUUCUGCUGGCUACCAUUUUUCUGCGCCUACGUUAUACUUCCAUUUUGCGAGACGUGCUCGCUGCAUCCAAAGGUGAACCAAGCAUUUACGUGGCUGGGAUACAUCAACUCGUCUCUCAAUCCCUUUCUUUAUGGAAUACUCAACAUAGAAUUUCGAACAGCAUUUAAGAAGAUACUUUGUCCUAAGGCUGUACUGGACCAGCGGCGACGGCGAUUAAGUGCGCAGCCCUAA
Molecule: messenger RNA, 336 nt
Organism: Cylicostephanus goldi
Lineage: Eukaryota; Metazoa; Nematoda; Chromadorea; Rhabditida; Strongylidae
Source: the annotation of a GenBank genome assembly